Messenger RNA from Colletotrichum higginsianum IMI 349063, 324 nucleotides. RefSeq lists its product as uncharacterized. Bases 1 to 324 code for a protein of 107 amino acids. The record is from RefSeq and is a predicted model, not a curated record. The transcript is spliced from 3 exons. NCBI's taxonomy places the organism in Eukaryota, Fungi, Ascomycota, Sordariomycetes, Glomerellales, Glomerellaceae.
AUGCACGACGGGAGCGGUCGACCGUCGACGGAUUAUCCGCCGACCACCUCCGCCGGGAUCGGAUACACGCUGGCAACGCCAACCGGCGACGAAGCCAGCCUGCCGGCGGACGAACCGCCCCGCAAAAACCGGAUCGACGCCGGCAUCUCCGGCCGCCGGCGGACGAGCGUGGGUUACCGGGUCGUGUGCACCCGCGCGCACUCUGACCCAUCGGGUAGCAUCCGGUCUUCCUCACCACCCAUUGCCACAGCCACGCUCGGGAUAGACCGCGUCGACACCUCGCACGGCAUGAGAAGCUUCAAGAAAGGCCCGCAUACGGCGUGA